Messenger RNA from Sitophilus oryzae (rice weevil), 1470 nucleotides. RefSeq names its product SCY1-like protein 2. The annotation marks the transcript as partial. The record is from RefSeq and is a predicted model, not a curated record. Gene Ontology annotation, biological process: protein phosphorylation. Lineage: Eukaryota; Metazoa; Arthropoda; Insecta; Coleoptera; Curculionidae. The transcript is spliced from 9 exons. Gene Ontology annotation, molecular function: protein kinase activity; ATP binding.
CAAAACAUGAAGCAACAGUGUUGUUAAGUCGGUUCCGGUGAUUAGGCCAAUUUUUUGCUUCGCGCUCGUUUAGAAGCUUUUUUAUUCGCGUGCUACAGGUUGAAUUUAAUGGAUUGGUUGAAUGGGGAACUUUUGAGAAUUUGAAGAGAUUAACCGAACCAUGACCUACCCGACACCACCAGCCCUCCGUUCUCCCAGUUCGACCCAGAGACCUGCCCGCGACCCACCACGUUUCGCCUACUAGACCGGGCGUCCUUCUUCGGGGCGCCUGCGCCGGCGGGCGGCGGCGGCGCCGCGGGGACAUGUAAUCCCGCGCAGCAAGCGGCGCCCACGCAUCGCGCCACGCCCUCCGCCUCCGCCAUGUUCUCCAAGCUGCGCAGCGGUGGGGGCGGGGGCCAGGCUGGCCACGCCAUUGAAUCGAAUCCGAUCGGACAGUACUUCGAGAUCGGCAAGCAGGUGGCCAAUGCCGGGCCGGAACUCGUGUGGAAGAUACACGAUGCGUACAGGAAGAGUGAUGGGAAGGAAUGUUCUAUUUUUAUUUUUGAGAAACGAUGUGCCGAAAAAUUACACAAACCAAAACGUAAAGAGACUGUAACUGAAAUAUUAAGAAAUUCGGUAAGGCAACUGGAAAGAUAUCGACAUCCAAAGAUUUUACACGUCAUUCAUCCAGUUGAAGAAUGCCCAGACACCCUGGCUUUCGCUUCGGAGCCGGUUUUUGCCAGUUUAGCCAAUAUACUAGCCUUCCAGGAAGCCGCGACUGUCAGUUCUUCCCCUGGUGGCAUGCAGCAACAGUCCAGACCCGGAGUAUUCCAGAGGGAAUAUUCCUUUCUGGAUAUGGAGUAUAAAUACGGAAUUCUACAGAUAACAGAAGCGUUAUCGUUUUUGCAUUUUUCCGGACAUAUCAUUCAUCGAAACGUUUGUCCAGGAAGUAUACUGGUGACGAAACGUGGCACCUGGAAGCUGGCGGGAUUAGAAUUUACAGAACGCGUGAACGAUGUAGAUGGCGUUGAACCAGUUCCAUGUCAACCGUGGACAUCCCGACUGUCAAAAAUGGCUCAACCAAAUUUGGACUAUACAGCUCCAGAAUCGCAAACUCAAUCGGUAUGCAGCAUAUUAAGCGACAUGUUUUCCUUGGGCAUGGUCCUGUGUUCAAUAUUCAACCAAGGACGACCACUGAUACAAGCAAAUAAUUCCAGCUCUUCGUAUCUAAAGCAAUUAGAACUGUUGGAAGAUCAAGUACACAACACAUUGCCGAGGAUUCCCGUUCCGCUCCAAGAGGCCGCAGUCCGAUUACUAAGUAAGGACACACGACAGCGACCUACGGCCCAAUUAUUAGUUCUAAUUAAGUAUUUUGACGAUCCAACAGUUCACGCCUUGCAAUACCUGGAUACAAUAAUGAUGAAGGAUCCAACGCAGAAAAACCACUUCUAUCGCAAUACUCUCAAAGAUGCUCUUCCUUACAUUCCUAAG